Messenger RNA from Colletotrichum godetiae, 920 nucleotides. RefSeq names its product complex 1 protein. Bases 224 to 598 code for a protein of 124 amino acids. Gene Ontology annotation, biological process: response to oxidative stress. The record is from RefSeq and is a predicted model, not a curated record. Lineage: Eukaryota; Fungi; Ascomycota; Sordariomycetes; Glomerellales; Glomerellaceae. The transcript is spliced from 5 exons.
CACUAACGCCGCUGGCCAGGCCGGCAGAAGGUGCAGGCGCUGGGUCCGGGCUGACUAAGGAGCCACACGUGAUUGGGCCGUCCGGAACCUUGGAGCUUCCCAAGAUUCCCGUUCCACCCAGUUAGACCAGCGAGUCGACGACAGGCCGUUCGGGAAUCACGUAGCGCAGCAAGCAAAACCGCCCUCUUCACCAGCAUCGCCCGCCCUUCCCCCCGCGCCCACCAUGGCCAUCACACCGACCCAAUUCGCAAAGACGACCCGGCAGUCGGCCAACUGGAACGACGCAAAGAGACGGGUUCUCGCUUCCUACAGAGAAUGGAUCCGAGCUGCGCCUGAGAUCCAGACGAUGUACAACGUCCCCCUGCCCGUGUCCGUCCUCCGCACCCGGAUACGUGAGGAGUUUGAGCGCCACAGGUUCGCCAACAAGCUCCCCGUGGUGGACGUUCUCUUGUUCAAGAGCCACGCCGAAUACCAGGAGACGAUGAACUUCUGGAAGCAGACGACGCACAUCAUGUCCUACUUCAAGGAGGAGAACUUUAGAGGAGACAAGCGGUUGCCCAACAGCUUCAUGACCGGAUUCUUGGAGGGCCGCAACUAAGAGCGCUGGAGGGUUAGAGCUCGUGUACAUAAGAUAUACAAUUUCAAAAACAUUUCCGCAAACAAAGCCACGAGAAAUAACGACUAAUUCGUUGGUCUUACUUCAUUUGUUUUGUCUACGCCAUUGGUUCUAUUUUGGUGUCUCCAUUCCCAUAUAAAACAAAAACAAGAACGCCUUUUUUUCCAUCUUCCAAAGAAUCACUGUCGCUAUGAACGACCAAACUCCUCCUUGGCGCGGAUAAACUCCUCGGCGACAGUGUCGCUGAGGGCCUGAAGGUCCUUGAGACCCUUUUGCAGAGCCGCGACGGCGGUACCGUCUGAGU